AUGGGCUUUUUCCUGUCAGCACCAAUUGUAUUUUUGGCAAAUACGGUAUAUUUGCCGUUUGUUAUUUCGAUAGUUAUUGGAGUACCAUCUGCUAUUUUAUAUUCAUUUGAAGUUGUAAUAAUAAUUACAAAAUGGAAGGAUUUUAAUUCGAGCUUUUUUCAGUUACUUAUUGCAAGGGCAAUUUUGAAUAUUCUCAACUUUAUUAUCUCCUUCGGACAACGUUUUGGAAAGGUUGGGUUAUUCACAAAUAUAUACCUCCAAUUAACUUCGUGGGUGUUAGCAACAAUUUUCUUCUUUGGUCUUUAUUGUAUACAUGGUGAAAAUAUAGCUACAACUUUACAAUUAUUUAAUAGACUUUCUUCUAUUUUAUGGCCAUUUACUUAUGAAAAGUUAUGGAAGCGUUUCCUACCACUUAGCAUUCUGCUGAUUUUUAGUACUCCAUUAAUCCUAGCAGUACAAAUGUUUUCUCAAGAUUUUUAUGCCCGCUUACAGGCUGACAACCAAACUAUACUAUAG
Molecule: messenger RNA, 516 nt
Organism: Meloidogyne enterolobii
Lineage: Eukaryota; Metazoa; Nematoda; Chromadorea; Rhabditida; Meloidogynidae
Source: the annotation of a GenBank genome assembly